Messenger RNA from Phanerochaete carnosa HHB-10118-sp, 7069 nucleotides. RefSeq lists its product as uncharacterized. Gene Ontology annotation, cellular component: anaphase-promoting complex. The record is from RefSeq and is a predicted model, not a curated record. Bases 311 to 6088 code for a protein of 1925 amino acids. Gene Ontology annotation, biological process: anaphase-promoting complex-dependent catabolic process; protein K11-linked ubiquitination; metaphase/anaphase transition of mitotic cell cycle. Gene Ontology annotation, molecular function: molecular adaptor activity. The transcript has 6 exons. Lineage: Eukaryota; Fungi; Basidiomycota; Agaricomycetes; Polyporales; Phanerochaetaceae.
CCAAAUAUUGUCGACGCGUCGCGUCACUCCUUCCUGCCGCGCCCGCACCAGCCAGAUAUUCCUUUGACCCCCCGACUCUUUGUGCUUGCCUUUCUACAUAAUUCUUAAGACCGUGCGCUGCUAGCUUUAUCGCCAAGCUACUCACCCCUAGUUGUUCCCGGUAACCAGACGCUCUCAAGACAAGUACUCUUUCACCAGGAGAGGACUAGAGUCAAUUGCGCAGUGUAUGCAGGGGCAUUAGACUCUAGCAGGAAGGAGUGUGCGUGCCUUUGAUACACGUUGGACACUUACCCUCCCAAUCGGAAUCGAUAUGCAAACUGUAGAACCCAUCCCCAUCGAACUCGCGUUUCGGGAGGCUACACCUCUCCGGCGGUUCUUCGACCGAAAGGCCAAAGUCAAAGCUCCGGAUCCUGUUAUCCCAAUUCUCAAUGAAACUAACGCGGAGUCAGAUCUCUUGAAGGCCAUACGGAGUGUCCUCCGCGGCUCCAAAGAAGACGCCGCCAACCCUGUCACCUCUCAGCUGUAUCCUUGCCCAUCCAGCGACUAUAGCGCGGAAGAAGAAGAGCUAACCUGGGACACGUACCAUGUUGUUCUUGGCUCGGGUGGUGUGGUUCGCAAGAAGUGGAGCUUCGAGGAGGAGGGCCAGUCUGUUCAGUGGGCGUGCAUCGGAUCCUUCGAGGUGCCCGCAUCUGUCGCGAACACGGCGCGCUCAGGGCACUGCACAUCAGAAGACCAAGACUACCAAGAGGCUGCACUGCAAGACGAGAAACAGCGUCCCACAUUCGGCCCAUUCGCGCGUAUACGAGACGAGACGAAGAGCAAGCAAGAGCCACCUCUCCGGUGUCGCGCCGUAUUUAUCUUCCUGCGCAGCGUCGGCCGGGUGUUCUUCAUGAAUGGCCUUGAGCACACGUUUUACCUUCCGUUCAUCGUUCGCCGAGCGUGGGCUUUGGCGCCCCAUGGAAUCUUGAUGCAGCGUGUCCUGGAGCCAAACGAACUCGAGGAGGUGAAGGCGUCCGGGGAUGAGCUGCUGCCAACGCUUUUCACCAUGGUCAACCCUUUUGCGGAGGCGUCGACAGUUGGCCUCACUUCGUCAAUCAAGGCAGGCAUGCCAACAGCCCUGAAAGAGGAAGACCCUGAAAAACAAGCCGAGUCCAUGCCCGCUCACGAACAUGUCCUUUGGGCCUCAAGCCCUGGUGGCGAUCUCAUGGAGAAUAUCGUCGUCUCGGUCAACAGCGAGAUGAAGUUGCUGUCCAUCUGGCGGUACAUUUACGUGCACCCGAAAGACAUCCCUCAGUCUAUCCCCCGCAAAGAGACUCGUCGGACCGCAAAGUCUCGUAGUUCGCUUUCGAGUCCUAUCUCGCCAUCGCAGGGGUCCUUAAGCUCUGGUAUAAUGGAACAACCACCACUGGCAUCGCUUCCCGGUGCGCCGCCUGCGCUUACAAUAACGACCAUGGCAGCUGUCGUCCCUGGGUCGGUGCCUAAUGCCCCGCCCGCUACAGCACCCCCGCCUCCUUUCGGGCGACAAGAGCACCAGGUAAACCUUGACAAGGCCACAGUAGGUGGCAGAGUCGAUUCCACGCCAUACAUCGACCCCGUCGAUCAUUCUAGAAUGAAACCGUCGUUCUGGAUGGAGAAGCUGUCCAGUCAAGAAGUUUCAGAGGACGAUGUCGCUGAUUCCAAGAAUAUCUCUAUUGGGUUGUUCGACCGCCGAUGGGACGGAGAGACAGACCGAAUGCGCAUCGCGAUCUGCCUGCCACAUAGCCAACAAGUGAUCGUACUUCCCUUCUCUCAGCGCGAAAAAGGCGUCCUGGUUCAGGCAGAAGAGCCUGUACGCCUUCCUGCGGCUUCUAUCGCACCUGUUCGCGCUCUACGUUACAAAAUAUACGACCUCCUCGUGCUUAAACCGGAUAGCUCGCUGGUGCUUCUCACACAUGGUAUGCGUCGUGUGCCUCUCAGUUUUCGGGAUGAACGCACAAACCGAAUCAUUUCGCUCAAGGACCCGGUGGACUCUUCGGUGACUAUCUGUUACCAAGAUGGCAGCAGCAGGCGAACGACGAUCAAGCUAUCCCCCAGGGGCUCGUUGACGACCCAAACUCUUCAGAUACUCUCGAUUGUGCUCCCGAAGGGAGAGUUCUUUUCCCUUCAUCACGACUUCCUUCUGCACUGGUCACGAUCAGGGUUUAGUCAAGCAGACGAAGUUUCCUUUGGGGCUUUGAGUUCCACAAUAUAUGCCUUCCUAUCUGUGACAGAAGACGGGAAAUUUCGGAAUGCAUCUUCACUCUGGGAUUCCUUGCGAUUUUCGUCCAGCCUUGAUCGCUACCAGGACGACCCUGCACUCAAAAGCCUGAGGCUACCUCCGCCUUUUGUUCCGCCGGAACCCUUACCUCCAAAGAGCUGGAAACCGAACUCUUUCCAUGGCGUUAUCCUUAUUGGCCUCCACUAUAUCGCUCAGGAUCGCCUUCUGAACACUCACCUUUAUAGCACGCUCUCUGCUCUGGUGUCUAUCGUGUGUAAGCUUGCUAUGAUCGUUCGCCCCGAGUGGGCGGAUUAUUGGAAACGCCUCCUCCCGAGUGCGAUAGGUCCAUGGCCUUCACCGGCAAAGUCAGUGAUGACGCACCUCGAUGACAGACUGCCCGUGGCGCCGCCGGAUGCAUUCGCAACCUUAUGGAGUGUGAUCGCGCAUCCAGCCUGGGGUGCUGCGGCUGAGCCCGAGGAGCCAUGGACAGCGCUACUCCCCAUGGACACCCGCCCUGCUCUCGCUUUCGGCGAGGUCGACCCGCUCACACGAUUCCACACGCUGUUACACGUCUACCGCCAGCUCGACGACAGGGAUGCAACGACGCGCGAGCGUGCCGAAAGUACGCUGAUGGCCAUCCUCCAGGAGCGCCACCCUGUGCUCGACAAGCUUCCCAUCGGGCCUGCUGCGGCGCUCCGCGAAGCUCUGAGGACGUGCCAGCUGAACCCAUCCGGUGAUUGGCCGCUUUCCGCGUACCAGCUUGUCGGGCGCAACGACCUUGCGGAAGGUCUCAAUAGCUCGCACGAGCCACUCACUACCGGUGUGUAUCGCUCGGUGAAGGAUUACGUGUCGCCCGCGUUCUCACGAAAGUCUAUUCACGAGCUCGCCGACGAGACGCGGUGGGCACUGGUAGGAGAUCCCCUGAGUACUUCCGGGCCGGACCUGGAGUUUGAAGACUUCACCCAUAUACGUUUCGGCCAGGACAGACGCAUCGAGGAAGUGGCGCGGCUUUUAUCGUCGUCUAAGGUCUCGGUGCUCAAGACUGCAGAGCGGCCAGAGCUCAAUGAGCAUGAUCAGGCUAAGGAGCACCAGUUGCAGAUGCUGCGCGUCGCGGAGCGUACCCUAGCACUCCCACCGGGCAGAGCGCUCUUCACAUUCGGAGCAGUGCAGACCGUCACCCGCGAGGCUUAUGUCACUCCACGCGUCGAGUAUUCCAUCCGAGUAUACCCUCAGAACCAGCUUAUCGUGCCAGAGCCAGGCAAAAUUCCGCACGAGUGUGCUGCUUGGGGUGACUUCCACAACGGCGUUGCAGCUGGCUUGCGCAUUGCGCCGAACGCGACGGGCGUGCAGAGUUCGUGGAUCAAGUUCAACAAGCCAUCGGAGCUCACGCCUGAGCAUGCCGGUUUCCUCUACGCGUUGGGUCUCACCGGGCACCUGCGCGAGAUGCUCACUUGGCACACCUUUGCGUACCUCACCCCUAAACACGACCUCACUUCUAUUGCGGUGCUACUUGGCCUAGCCGCUGCGAACGCCGGCACGCGUAAUCGGCACGUCACGAAGCUCAUUGCGGUCCACACACCCGCGUUGUUACCGACGCCUGACGUCGACCUCAACGUACCGCUCAUCACGCAGGCAGCAGGCAUCUCCGGCAUCGGGUUGCUCUACAUGGGCACGAAGAAUCGGCGCAUGGCUGAGGUUUGUCUCAGCCAAAUCAGCCGGCGCGACCUCGUCCAGCCCGACCUGAGUAACGAGUUUCGUGAGGCGUACACGUUCAGCGCCGCGCUCGCAUUCGGAAUGGUCAUGCUCGGCAAGGGCUCGGAUGUCCCCGCGGACCUCGUGCUGCUCUCGCGCCUCCGGGUGCUCAUCCAAGGCGAGACACAGGCGAACACUACCCUCAAGCACCAGCGGCCGGCGUUCGACGUCAACCUGACGAGCCCAGCGGCGACGAUCGCGCUGGGAUUGAUGUAUCUACGCACUGAACGGCGCGACGUCGCCGACGUCCUAAGCAUCCCAGACACGAUACUCACACUCGACCGCAUCCAACCAAGCUUCCUUCUCCUGCGCACGCUUGCGCGCUGCCUCAUCCUAUUCGAAAGCAUACAGCCGACGAACGACUGGCUGAUGUCUCAGCUCCCGGAGUCAAUUUGCAAUGCGAUGGCGGAGAAGCAGAAGGGAAAGACAGUGCACGAGAGCUUCGAGCUAGCGUACUACAACAUUAUCGCCGGCGCUUGCUUUGCGGUUUCCCUGAAAUAUGCAGGAACUGCGAGGGAAGAAGCUUAUCUGCUCCUGAUACGGUACAAUGACAUGUUUACGCAGAUGGCGUAUUCAAACACUCCUGCCAUUGAGCACCGUAUCAAACGAGCCGCCAUCCGGGAUGGUCUCAACACGAUCUCUGUCGCCCUCAACAUGAUUAUGGCUGGCACAGGCGAGAUCAACUGUUUGCGACGUCUCCGUUACUCCUUUGGCAUGCAGAACCUAAAUUUCAAGUAUGGCACGCACGUCAUGGUGCACAUGUCUCUCGGUUUACUCUUCCUUGGUGGCGGCAAAUACACCCUGGGCACGUCGGACGCCGCCAUUGCAUGUCUCGUCACCGCGUUUUUCCCGCGUUUCAACCAGGUCUCGUCUGAUAACAAGACAUACUUGCAGGCGCUGCGACAUCUAUGGGUUCUUGCCGUUGAGCCGCGAUGUCUAGUCACUCGGGACGUUGACACCAAGGAGGUUGUCUAUCUGCCAGUCAAGAUUAAAGUCAGGGACGAAAACGGCCUUGGAACAGCGCAACUCAUCGCUCCAACGCUGAUUCCGGAUGUCGACAAAAUACAAUCGAUCAGGGUUGACACUCCGCGAUACUGGCCGUUUUACCUUGACAUUGCGAAUAUGUCUCACCACAAGGAGUCACUUCUUCGAAGUCAGACGUUGUACGUGAAGAGACGUUCGGCAUUUUUGAGCUACACGGAAGAUCCAAAAGGCAGCCGCAGUUUGUUUGUCCGCUCAGGCUCUUCUGCAGGCGAUGCUGCUGUGCUGGACUUUCCACAACUCAAGCUCAGUGAUCAGCAUCCGGCGACUGAUUUGCACGAGUUUAUCUCUUCGUACUCAAAUGAUGCUUUCUUCCUCGCGUUUGCUGAUCGAUUCUGUCGCGAUGAAGGCCAGACAGAACAAGAGCGACUCUUCCUUGCGUACUGCCACGCGACGCUCCUGGACAGCAUACUACAAGACAAGUCGGACACGAUCCAGACGCAUCUCACUCUAUACCGCUAUCGCACGAUGUCGAUAAACAGUCCGCACAUCGGGUUGGCUCAACAGGAUCUGCGGUUCGCAGCCGAGUUCUACAACAAGGUCUUCAUGCGUUGGUUCAGCGGCAUCUCAGAGAACAAUGUGCGGCCGCCCCUCCUCCGUGAGAGCACCCUGCGCGCAGCAUCUCUUCAGCUCGACAGUCAGAUCGAGACGUUCAGGACGCGCAAGGACUUCACUUUCAUGCUACGCAAGUAUAUCCGCGGUGCAGGCAUCCCAGCGUACAACCGCGACACGCGGCGAACAGAGUACGAGCUCUCGCGAUCCUUGGCCAUGUAUCUCCAACGACACAGUGUGCCAGUGUCAACGCUAUUGGUUGUGCUCAAAGCGUUGGCAGUCUCUUCGCACGCCAGAUGUCUGCAGGCACCGCCUCCACAUGGGACGGACGACCAGACUGUGCUGGACGAGGCGAUCAGGGAAGUAGUGCAUGCGACUGGCCUACAAAUGACUUCUUAUGUUGGUGGCGGAUGGUCUAUAUCGUCGUUGGAGGAGAUCCUCGCAAGUUGGAACGAAGAGGUCGCCAGCACUGCGCCGGGGAACGCUAGAAUGGAAGCAGCCGAAUAAGGAUUGGGCUUUGGUCACUAUCGUCGCUUGAAUAAUGCUGUUAUCUUGUAAAUUGCACUGCCCUCGUUUUGUAAUACCAAUAGCCUACUCGGCCCUACCUUGAUUUGCAUUGAUAACGAAUACCGGCUCGGGGUGGUGGGUGCGCAAGAGUAAACGGCUACGUCAAAUCCAUGCAUAUGUGGCUACAGGUAAAAUGCAAAAAAUGCGCUGAGGAAGGUCCGCUUGUAUCCACCACUGCAGAAGAAAUGUUUACAUGGGUAUGAGAGGAUACAGCCUGCAGUCUCAAAUGUUACGGGUAAUGCUGAUGCUGAUACAAACAGACACGGACACAAUGGAUGAAUCAUAAAGAUAGGUCAUGACGGGUCGUAAAGGUCGUAACGGUCAUUAUUUGGCGGGAGUACCAAGGUUCUUACGGUAUUUGCCCUUGUCCUUAGCGAUGGGGGAGGCAGAGCGGGCACGAUUAUCGUCCUGUAAUGCGCCGGAACGUGCAGGGCGGACGCCACAGUCCAGUGGUGCGACUUCACCGCACUUGAUGUGUGCCCUGAGAUAGAGCUGGACUUAGUAUGGCUUUCCUUAACAGAAGAUAUCAAACACACCUCAUUCCACAGUCAUCGCACUCAAGCACCGGUUUCCACCCAAGUCGCUUCAUGCAGAUGUCGCACUUGCUCCCGAGCAGUGUGCUGCUGAACAAAAAGUCCAGCGGGUUCCACACCGCAGUCUCCUGUGGACCAUUGCGAGCCGGAGACGUCGUCCCGCUGCGAGGCUCAGCACCGCCGAUACUCGUGCGACGCCCACCGGGCUUGAUGAGGGUGAAUCGGUGCACGAGCGGCACGACGGCGCUUGGGCGCUGCGCCAUUGUUGAGCCUUCGGUGGCGGCAGCGAUGGAGAUUUCGGACCCGGAUGCAUUGCCGUUUGCUUGCUCGAACGCGGACAUCGAGCCUGCGGUGUAGUACGAGUCUAUCGAGAUGAGAGAGUCGGUCG